This is a messenger RNA of Manis pentadactyla (Chinese pangolin), 4431 nucleotides long. RefSeq names its product oxidative stress responsive kinase 1 (gene OXSR1). Gene Ontology annotation, biological process: protein phosphorylation. Lineage: Eukaryota; Metazoa; Chordata; Mammalia; Pholidota; Manidae. The record is from RefSeq and is a predicted model, not a curated record. Gene Ontology annotation, molecular function: ATP binding; protein serine/threonine kinase activity. The transcript has 18 exons. Bases 289 to 1872 code for a protein of 527 amino acids.
GAGGGCGGGACGGAGGGGCCGGGCUGAGGCGAAGCUCUUGUUGCUGCUGCCGCUGAGGCCGAGGCCGAGGCCGGGUCGGGCGGUGCCGGGAGCGGAGGAUCAGAAGUGAGACCCGUUGCAGUGUAGAGCCGUUGCCGCCCGCCGCGCGGUGACCCCGCGCCCAGGUGCCGUGCGGCCCGCGGUUGCUCCCAGGCGGUUGGGGGCGCGGCGGCGGUUGGGGGCAGGGAGAGGCGCGCGAGCUGGGCGCGGGCGGCACUUUGAAGGAGCACUGCGCCCGGAGCCGCCGUCAUGUCAGAGGACUCGAGCGCGUUGCCCUGGUCCAUCAACCGGGACGACUACGAACUGCAGGAGGUGAUCGGGAGUGGAGCAACAGCUGUGGUCCAAGCGGCAUAUUGUGCCCCUAAAAAGGAGAAAGUGGCAAUCAAACGGAUAAACCUUGAGAAAUGUCAAACUAGCAUGGAUGAACUCCUGAAAGAAAUUCAAGCCAUGAGUCAGUGCCACCAUCCCAAUAUUGUGUCUUACUACACAUCUUUUGUGGUGAAAGAUGAGCUGUGGCUAGUCAUGAGGCUGCUAAGCGGAGGUUCUGUUCUGGAUAUUAUUAAACACAUUGUGGCCAAGGGAGAACACAAAAGUGGAGUUCUGGAUGAGCCUACCAUUGCUACAAUACUCAGAGAAGUGUUGGAAGGGUUGGAAUAUCUGCAUAAAAAUGGGCAGAUUCACAGAGAUGUGAAAGCUGGGAACAUUCUUCUUGGAGAAGAUGGCUCGGUACAGAUUGCAGACUUUGGGGUUAGUGCUUUUUUAGCAACUGGUGGUGAUAUUACCCGAAACAAAGUGAGAAAGACCUUUGUUGGAACUCCUUGCUGGAUGGCACCUGAAGUCAUGGAGCAGGUCCGUGGUUAUGAUUUCAAAGCUGAUAUCUGGAGUUUUGGGAUCACAGCAAUUGAACUGGCCACAGGGGCAGCUCCUUACCAUAAGUACCCGCCAAUGAAGGUUUUAAUGCUGACACUGCAGAAUGAUCCUCCUUCUUUGGAAACUGGUGUUCAAGAUAAAGAAAUGCUGAAAAAGUAUGGAAAAUCAUUUAGAAAAAUGAUUUCAUUGUGCCUUCAAAAGGAUCCAGAGAAAAGACCAACAGCAGCAGAACUGUUAAGGCACAAAUUUUUCCAAAAAGCGAAGAAUAAAGAAUUUCUUCAAGAAAAAAUAUUGCAGAGAGCACCAACCAUUUCUGAAAGAGCUAAAAAGGUUCGCAGAGUACCAGGCUCCAGUGGCCGUCUUCAUAAGACAGAAGACGGCGGCUGGGAGUGGAGUGAUGAUGAAUUUGAUGAGGAAAGUGAGGAAGGGAAAGCAGCCAUUUCACAACUCAGGUCUCCCCGAGUGAAAGAAUCAUUAUCAAGUUCUGAGCUGUUUCCAACAACUGAUCCCGUGGGUCCUUUUCUCCAAGUUCCAGAACAGAUUUCUGCUCAUCUACCUCAGCCUGCUGGGCAGGUGCCUGCACAGCCGACCCAAGGCCCUGCCCCAGCCCCCGCAGAGCCAGCAAAGACAGCUCAGGCUCUGUCUCCAGAAGCAGGCUCACAGGAAACCAGGGUCCCAAUCAGUCUUGUACUAAGAUUAAGGAAUUCAAAAAAAGAGCUAAAUGAUAUUCGAUUCGAAUUUACUCCUGGGAGAGAUACAGCAGAAGGUGUCUCUCAGGAACUCAUUUCUGCCGGCCUGGUCGACGGAAGGGAUUUAGUAAUAGUGGCAGCUAAUUUGCAGAAAAUUGUGGAAGAACCUCAGUCAAAUCGAUCCGUCACUUUCAAACUGGCAUCUGGUGUCGAAGGCUCAGAUAUUCCUGAUGACGGUAAACUAAUAGGAUUUGCCCAGCUCAGCAUCAGCUAAACUACAGCCCUGGACAGGCGGCCUAAGGAGAUUCCACACACGCGUCUCUCUGUUGCUUCUGUUGGCCUAAACCCACUACUGCCAAAGAACCCAGCAGCAAACCUCCCAGCUAGGAGCUUUAGAGGUCUGUCUUUAUGUUCUCCCUGCCAUCCGCCCCCUUUUCCCACAGGGAAAAAGGACUUGGAUCACCAGUGGCCAGCCAGCAUCCCUCUACGGUCCUGUUAGUAAACUUACUGCGCGUGUCCCUGUCUUCCUUCCUCUGGGAAUCGGCCAGCCCAGUCCAGGGAGGGAGGUUUGUCAGCCCAUCUCCCCUUCCUUGAGGUGGUGUGGGGUGGAAAGCAGCAGCUCCAUCAGGCUUCCUCAGCCCAGCAGUUCCCCUACCCCUGACGGGGUGCGGGCAGCUUGGAUCUCUCUGCCAUGAAGUAGCAAUUAAAAGUUGAUUGUUCACCUGGAGCCCAGAGACUUUAAUUGAGUAAUUUGACUUUUUAAAAUCUGAUGUGAAUUCUAGCAGCCUUGUUAGGAAAAGCACAGCCUCGGAUAGAGGCAGCCUCAACUGUGUCCUUGUUUUGUUCAUGUUCCUAAGCAUUUUGCUGAAGCUGCUCUCAGGCACCCCUCGUCAUCACUCCCUCCAGAAAGGGUCACUAGCCUUAACUUCAGCUGGUGCACAAUGUCUGACAGUAGUUGAACUUCAGCCUUGGAUCCUUCAGAGUGGAACUCGGGACUGCCUCUAGAGAAUACAGCAAGUUAUCACUUCUGAAAGUGACUUUUCUCAGCAGUGAUUUUUGAACAAGAAAAAUCAUAAUUCAUAGCAUUGUGGAAGUAUUUAUUUUCAGAUCUUAAAAAAUUAAAAAAAUUAAAUUGAAGAACAACUGCUCCUCAAUCCUCCCAUUAAAACCAACUUGCCUGGCCUCCACGCCAUGAGGAAAUGGAAGGCUGAGAUUUCUACAGCAAUAAAGGAGACUCACACUGGGCCUGAGAGGCCUGCCUUCUGCCCCCUCUCGUGCACUGACCCUUUGGAGGGGGCCACGCAUCUGUGUGCUGAACCUGACCCAAGGUGGGAAGUGAAACCACAUGUGCCGUGACUUAGGAUUUAUGAGUAGACAGUGUUCAUUUGAUUUUCUACAGAAAUAAUAUAAAUUAUUCUUUAGGUUUAAAAAAGAGCACUCAUAAUGCAAUAUGUGAAUAACCAGUGGGUUGAUUUUCUUUCCUGCUGUUUCACAGUCAGCCUUUGUCUAAUUGUAAUUAGCCCUAACAAGUUUUGUAUGUGAAAGGGAUACUCAGUCUGGCCUUAAAACGACACACAAAGAUGGGCUUUGGCCCCUGGAAAGGGGAGAGUUGGCGCUUACAGAAUUACUUGAGCCCUUUCCAGCACUGAUAGUCUCUGAAUAACAUGAUCAUUUUACCUCGUGUUCUCUCAGAGCAUCUCUGAAAGCUUUCCCCACAACAGAAUUGUCACAGUUUUUGUUUUGUUCUGAGCUUGUAGUUUUAGUCAUGGGCUUUCUUCACCUGCCCUGGAUGCAAAGGCAUGUUGGGAAAGGGAUGGAUGAUGGAUGGAGGAAGAGGGGGUGGGUUUGGGAUGGGAGUUAGGGGGAAAUACAGAGGAUCAGACGCCAGAGUCCCAGGACCCAGCAAGAUUGGUAAGAGGAGGGAUCCUAGAGAGAGAAAAGAAUAUUUGAUCAGCUUGCUGAAGAAAUAUUUAGCUUUUCUUUUUCUUUAUUUGGGAAAGGAGUGGGGGAAAUGAGGAAGGGAGAUGGGAAUGAGGUAUGAAAAAGAGAGUGUCCUCUUUGGCUCAAGACAGUGGUUUACCUUAGAGUCUGUGUUAUGGUUUCAAGCAAGUCCAUUGUAAUCUGCUCAUGAAUCCCAGGGGUGGUGGUAGGUUGUACUACUCUGUUUGGGCACUCUUGUCUGGAGGUGUCAGGAGCCCAGGCUGGGAGUGAGCCGCAGCCCACCCCCAUUCAGCUUCUCCAGCCAGCCACUGCCUCUGAACCGUGGUGGGGAAGGCAUGCCGUAGAAGUGGGCUGCAGCUUUCUCCUCUUCUGUCUGUUCUUUACCCUGCUGGGAAUGAGGAGGCAGGCACCAAGCCCGAGGACAGUGUUACUUCUGCAUGAUGUAUGGUAGACUCCCUUUGCUGACUUUUGCAGUGACGCUGAGAAAAUAAAUGGACAGAAACUUCCCAGGUGGGACAGCAUGUGACCUGGUGGGUGAACUUGCUUCUUCCCAGGAGUGGCGGUACCUCUAUCCCUAGGUCCCCUGGGGUAGGGAAUGACUUAGCACAAAGUAACACGUGCCAAUGCUGUUUGUGAAGUGUAUGGUCUUUCUAAAUGACUAAAGGAUUUGUUUGGGUUUCUUGCUUAAGUUUGGAACCAAAUUUUAGAGCCAGCUGAUACUAUUUAAAAAUCUGGAGGAUAAAAUAAUGAUGUAUCAUUAAAUGGAGCUUCCUCCUUGUGACAUAUGCUAGAUUAUGGAAGAUGUAAAAUAUUUGACUUUCUCUCCACUUUUUUUGACUUUGUAUUUUGCUGCAUGUUUCCUUCAUUUUUAAUCAAUAAAGAGUAAAUUGUC